This is a messenger RNA of Lathyrus sativus (Indian pea), 1014 nucleotides long. The record is from the annotation of a GenBank genome assembly. NCBI's taxonomy places the organism in Eukaryota, Viridiplantae, Streptophyta, Magnoliopsida, Fabales, Fabaceae.
AUGGCGCUUUCCGCCUCCGACGUGCCGGCAAUGUACUCGCUCCUCGCCAAUUCUAUGAGCGCCGAUCACCGCCUCCGUGCCCCUGCCGAGGAAGCCCUUGCGCAAUCGGAGUCUAGGCCUGGCUUCUGCUCAUGCCUCUUGGAACUGAUUACUGCCAAUGAUUUAGCGUCACAAGUUGAUGUACGCUUAAUGGCAACUGUCUAUUUCAAAAACAGUAUUAACCGCUACUGGCGUCAGCGCCGGGAUUCUUCGGGAAUUAGCAAUGAGGAGAAAACGCAUUUGAGGCAGAAGUUGUUGAUGCAUUUGAGAGAAGAGAGUGAUCAGAUUGCUCUAAUGUUGGCAGUGCUAAUAUCCAAGAUUGCUCGCAUUGAUUAUCCCAAAGAAUGGCCAGACAUCUUUUUGAUUUUAUCACAACAACUUCAAUCAGCAGAUGUUCUUGCCUCCCACCGAAUCUUUAUGAUUCUAUUUAGGACCUUAAAGGAGUUGUCUACGAAACGGCUCACCGCAGACCAGCGCAACUUUGCAGAGAUAUCAUCCCAAUUCUUUGAUUAUAGCUGGCGCCUCUGGCAAAGUGAUGUGCAGACACUACUGCAUGGUUUUUCUGCUCUUUCUCAAAACUAUAAUUCCAAUGCUGAUGAUCAGCAUCGCGAACUUCAUCUUACAUGUGAAAGAUGGUUGUUAUGCUCAAAGAUCAUACGACAAUUAAUUAUUUCAGGAUUUCAAAGUGAUUCCAAGUGUUUUCAGGAGGUUCGGCCAGUCAAGGAAGUCUCACCUGUUCUCUUAAGUGCCAUUCAAUCAUUUCUUCCAUAUUAUUCGUCUUUUCAAAAGCAAUAUCCUAUAUUUUGGGACUUCGUAAAGAGGGCAUCUACCAAAUUGAUGAAAAUUUUAGUUGCCAUUCAAGGAAGGCAUCCUUACUCCUUUGGGGAUAAAUUUGUGCUUUCAUCAGUCAUGGACUUCUGUUUGAAUAGAAUAACAGAUCCUGAGCCAAAUCUAUUGCCAUUCAAUGUAUGGUGA